AUGAGGCGCCAGGGAUCAAACCUAACUCCCAGCCUCGAUGUGGACACUGUAUCAUCUGGUCUUACGGCACAAAAUUGGGAAACAAGUGCUCAACUCUGGAAAAAAGAGCCAACAUUGUUACUGAUCUCUGAAUACAAGGAGUACCAAGACUGCAUUGAUAAGGGCAAAAUAAAGAAAAAGGUUGUUUGGACUGAAAUAGCAAAGCACCUUAGUGAAGAAGGUUAUAACUUCACACCAGACCAAGUUUGUUCCAGAUGGAAGACACUUAUGAGAUCCUACAAAGCUGUUAAAGACAGCAACAAAAGAAGUGGUUCUGGUCACAAGACCUAUGUAUAUGAGUCUCAUUUGGAUGAUGUCUUUUGUGACAAUCCCGUUAUACAGCCAGUCGAAGUAAUGAGCAGCACUCAUAGUAACACUUCAGAUGAGCAGUCAGCCAGCUGCAGUUCAGAGGAGCAUCCUGUUGACGGGCCAAAGAAAAAGCGUGCACGUUUGUCGUCUGCAUCACAGGUAGUAGGCAUCAUGAAAGAUUACAUGGAAAUGCAGGAAAGAAGACAGAGGGAAGAAGAUGAUAGGAGGGAAAGAAUGCAUCAAGAAAGAAUGGAUAUUUUAAAAGCAUUCAUUGAUGCACAGAAGAAAUGAUGAAAUUGUAGUGUUUACUGAUUAACAAACAUUACAGGAUUUUGAUGCCCCACAGAAGUUGAGCAUAUUGUGGUUCCUUUUUCCAUCAUGUCUGUUGUCCAGAGCAUAUCUCCAAUUAAAAAUAUUUCACUGAAACUUAAAAUGUAGAUAGACAAAGUACAGAAUACAUGAAUCAUUACUUAUAUUUUCAAGUUACCUCCCAUUUUAGCUUGCUUAUUUUUCAAAGAAAAAUGCAAGUUAUUGUCUUAGCCUUGGUGCCGUGUGCAUCAUGCAAAAUCUUUAAUGUUGGUCAUUACUUGUAUAUCCCUUUAUGGUACUUUGUUCAUGUUCACACACAUUGGCCUUGUGACAAGACCUUCACACUGCACAUUUUUGACCUUGACCUUCAUGCAACCUUGACCUUGUACCCUGAAUACUGAGAAAAAUAGCUGAGCCCAGUAUCCGCUUUUGGUGCUCUUGUUGUACUUACGUUUGGCUUGUCUUGAGUGUAGCUUCUAAGUACUGAAGGUAUUUUAUUUAACUGGGAAGAAAUGUAAAUAUCAAGGCAAGAAAGUGCAGAUUGCAAGAACCAUUACUAUUUCUAGAAAAGUUUUUAAAGAUUUUCAUGAUAACUUAACUACUGUUUAUGGCAAUUUAAUAAAUACCGGUAAUACACUGCAAUUGAGGAGCAAUGGAGAACACAAGAAUGGUAAUCCUUUAAGUUAUUUUAGAACUGAUUUUCACCUGGCACUUUUCUAUAAGUAGCCAUAUUACGCAAUGCAUAUGAUCACUUGACAAAGCCCUGUCGGCUAGUAUUUGUUAGUUCUGGCUAAGAACUUGUUUUUGUCUUUUUUUUUAUUUAAUUUUUUGUUCACCUAAAUCCCAGAGUUGAGAUGAGCUAUUGUGAAUUUAGUAAAAUAAGCCAGCUUGGUAAUGGGCAAGAUCAGAGUUAUAACACCGGAGUCAUAACCUCUUUUAUUAGCAAAAAUGGCAUAUUUCAAUUUGUUAAUCAACAAAGGUUCCAUUUUCUGGUUUCUGUUGGCCUAAUUUCUGCUUUUAUGUUACAACAUAAUAAUAAAGCUUUGUUUCAAUAACUGGAACAUAGUGACUCAGGUGAAAAAUAAUGUGUUAAUAUUGCCCUCUUAUUUCAGAAUUUAACUUUUCGGAGAUGUUAAGGUUCAUUUGAUGCUCACUGGUUCACUAGUAAUAGGGAGGCACAUUUUGCAAAGCAUUUUAAUUUUGUUGUGUUCUCUAAAGGUGAAUAUUGGUAGAUAAUGUAGAUUUUAUUUCAGUUAAACUUUUAAAUAUUUGCUUUUUGUAUUUUUCUAGUUCAUUGAUAUUUCAAUGCUUCUGAAGUCUCCUUUGACAGUUCUGUUAUUUCUUUUUUUAUGGAAUCAGUUUUUAAGUUUGUUCUUGUAUAACUGUAAGGGAAAAUUCUAUGUGUGAUGGCACGAUAUUACAUGUCCAUUUACCUUUUAUUUUAAUGGAUCAUUAAUCAAUCUUGGGAGAAGUGUGCUUUAUCUAAUAGCAAUCUGUAGAAUUUAUUAUAAUUGUUUUAAUAGUGAUUUUGUGAUGACCUUAAUGGAAAGGAAUUCCAGAUUAUACAAGUAAAUAAUUGUUUGAAACUGCAUACAUUAAAAAUUAAUCUUUUUGUGCCUCCACAAAAAUGAUUGUGGGAAGAAUCAUUUUUCCUUCAAUCCAAUCAAAUUGGCCUCGCAUGUGUCCCAAGCAGUACUUAGGGUACAGUAAUAAAACUUAGUAGAAAUGUUUAUCACUGUGUAAAGUUGCGCACCUCUGGUUUUGCUUGAUUAUUUAGCAGGGUUAUGGCUCUUGGCUUAGUCAAGAAUAUGCAUAAAGGACAUAAAAGUUUGUAUUGCUCAAACAUCAGAAAGUAUUUCAAUUAGUCCUGAAAAUUUAAGAGUUUUAUUCAAUACGUGAAGUUGUACAUCUGCGGUUUGAGGUCAGGGUCAUCAUUACUGAAAUAGACUGAAAUUGUGAUAGAACAUUUUCAGAAAAUGGCGUUCACUGGUACAGUUUGAAUUGUUAUAUAAUAUUAAAAUAAAUUCAGUGCAUGUCGAAUAUACACAGUCAUCCAUAAGUGAUUAUAUUCUCAAUACAUAACUCUCAGUCAUAUUUUAUAAUGAAAGGUAAAGCAAAGGUUCAAUAAUCAGUCUCAGUUUGUCAACAAGUAAAAUAAAGCCAUUCAGUGACAACGAGUGGGGGCACAUAUGUUUUACGGACAUACAUCUAGUUCUUUCUUUGUUUUAGUUUUAACCUGAACCAAGGUGUUUCACAACUUCUACACUCAUGUUCUACUACAUGUUCACAGAACUUGAUCAGUUUGCACAUAAUCUUUUUUUUUUAGAAACUGAAUUACCAGUUGCAUAGUUGUAUUUUAGAAAUGUUCACCUCUUCCUUACUUUUUAGUUGGCAAUUAUACUUCUUUCACUUCAGUUUUGAGCUCACCUGACCACGAAGUGGUCAAAGGUGAGCUAUUAGGAUUACUCUAUAUCCGACAUCCGUCCGUCAUCAACAUUUGUUCAUUAACACUCUAGCGGUCACAGUUUUGACCCGAUCGUCAUCAAACUUUGCCAGAAUGUUCAUCAUUAUGACCUAUAAAUGAAGUUCUAAUCAGGGGUCAUGUUAGAUCAAAAACUAGGUCAUUAGGUCAUAUCAUAGAAAAGCCUUUACAAACACGCUAAGAGGUCACCGAUUUUACCUCAAUCUGGUCACUGUUCAUCUCUAUGAUAUUUUGUUCAAUAUGAAAUGUUGGUCAUAAUGGGUCAAUAUCUAGAUCUCUUGGCCAAAUUCUAGAAAAUCCUUGUGAAGACUCUUUCUAAUGGAUCAGCUAUUGUCAGGUGAGCGAUUUAGAACCAUCUUGGUCCUCUUGUUUUAAUAUUCUACACAGAAAGCUGGAAAUUGGAACAAUGUUGUCAUACCAUUUUCUUAGAUUUCUUGACAAUAUUUCGAAGCAAAGAUGUAUUUUAUAAUAUCAAACUUGUGAUCUGAUAUAUAUAUAAUCAAGUCAAAAUUUUGGUUGUCAUGGAUUCGAGCCCUGCUACGACCAUGUUCUUCUGUCUGUUGGACAGUCGAUUGUUUCUGGUGGAGGUCGAUGUUUAGUACUGGUUUCCACCCAGGAACGAUGGUUAGGUAAGCAGCAGCCUGUAUAUAACGGAAAAAUUGUUCAAAAAGGGCAUUAAACCAAAAACAAUCUCAGUCUCAAUUUGGCUAUCAAAUUCCUCACGAAAGAUAUCAGAUUUUACAAGAAAAGAAAUAAAACUUGUUAAACUACAAUGAAUUAGCAUGUCAUUGAUAAUUGCAAAAUGUAUUUGCAUCUUUAGUGUAUUAAGUGUUAGAUACUGUUUUGUUAAGGGUGCUGUUCAGGUGCAGCUUCUUAUUCUGUUACUGUUUUUGUUACAUUCUUGAAUUAAAAUUUUAAAUCUGA
Molecule: messenger RNA, 4063 nt
Organism: Mercenaria mercenaria
Lineage: Eukaryota; Metazoa; Mollusca; Bivalvia; Venerida; Veneridae
Exons: 2
Coding region: 1-639 (212 amino acids)
Source: RefSeq, a predicted model, not a curated record